AUGGCUCCAAAGCGCAAGCUCCAAGGGCAGCAUGAGGGUCCUGAGAAGAAGGGGCGACAGGGGGCAGAAAAGGAGGACAGUUUCCGUUCCACUGCUGAGGCCCUCAAGGCCGCGCCCACAGAGAAGUGCAUAGCCCGAGUGGACCCCUCAUGUCCACUCAGCUGCAACCCUGGAACCCAGGUGCAUGAAGACUACGACUGUACCCUGAACCAAACCAACAUUGGGAACAACAACAACAAGUUCUACAUCAUCCAACUGCUGGAAGAAGGUGACUGCUUCUUCUGCUGGAACCGCUGGGGACGCGUGGGAGAGGUUGGCCAGUCCAAGCUCAGCCGCUUCGUGUCACUGGAGGAUGCGAAGAAGGACUUUGAGAAGAAAUUUCGGGACAAGACCAAGAACAGCUGGUCAGAGCGGGACCACUUUGUGGCCCACCCUGGCAAGUAUACACUUAUCGAAGUGCAGAGAGAAGACGAGGCCCAGGAAGUCAUGGUGGACGGAGGCCCAGUGAGGGCUGUGGUUCAGCAGGUGCGGCCCUGCUCCUUGGAUGCAGCCACACAGAAGCUCAUCACCAACAUCUUCAGCAAGGACAUGUUUCAGAAUGCCAUGGCCCUCAUGAACCUGGAUGUGAAGAAGAUGCCACUGGGGAAGUUGAGCAAGCAGCAGAUCGCCCAGGGGUUCGAGGCCUUGGAGGCAGUGGAGGCAGCCCUGAAAGCCCCCGCAGAUGGUGGGCGCAGCCUAGAGGAACUGUCCUCCCACUUCUAUACCGUCAUUCCCCACAACUUCGGCCGCAGCCGGCCCCCGCCCAUCAACUCCCCUGAGCUUCUACAGGCCAAGAAGGACAUGUUGCUGGUGCUGGCGGACAUCGAGCUGGCACAGACCCUGCAGGCAGCCCCCGAGGAGACAAAGAAAGUGGAGGAGGUGCCUCACCCACUGGACCGAGAUUACCAGCUCCUCAAGUGCCAGCUCCAGCUGCUGGACCCAGAGAUGCCUGAGUACAAGGUGAUACAUGCCUACUUAAAACAGACUAGCAACAGCUGCAGGCCCCCUGCUCUUCAACACGUUUGGAAAGUGGACCGAGAAGGGGAGGGAGAUCGGUUCCAGGUCCACGCCAAGCUGGGUAAUCGGAAGCUACUGUGGCAUGGCACCAACGUGGCCGUGGUGGCUGCCAUCCUCACCAGUGGGCUCCGCAUUAUGCCACAUUCUGGAGGCCGUGUUGGCAAGGGCAUCUACUUCGCCUCAGAGAACCGCAAGUCGGCUGGCUAUGUUACUGGCAUGUCCUGCGGGGCCCAUCACAUUGGCUACAUGUUCCUGGGUGAGGUGGCACUGGGCAGAGAGUACCACAUCACCGUCGACGAGCCCAGCUUGAAGCAGCCACCCUCUGGCUUUGACAGUGUCAUUGCCCGUGGCCACACAGAGCCUGAUCCAACCCAGGACACUGAGCUGGAGCUAGAUGGCCAGCGAGUAGUGGUGCCCCAGGGCCCGCCCAUGCUCUGCCCAGAGUUCAGAAGCUCCAGCUUUUCCCAGAGCGAAUAUCUCAUCUACCAGGAGAGCCAGUGCCGCCUGCGCUACCUGCUAGAGAUUCACCUCUGA
This is a messenger RNA of Rangifer tarandus platyrhynchus (Svalbard reindeer), 1590 nucleotides long. The record is from the annotation of a GenBank genome assembly. Lineage: Eukaryota; Metazoa; Chordata; Mammalia; Artiodactyla; Cervidae.